Messenger RNA from Schistosoma turkestanicum, 2699 nucleotides. Lineage: Eukaryota; Metazoa; Platyhelminthes; Trematoda; Strigeidida; Schistosomatidae. The record is from the annotation of a GenBank genome assembly.
CGCGGGAGACAUGGUUUCUCCAAGGUCGUACCGGCGUUCUCACGACGAGUCCAUAUGAGGAAGUCGACGCUUAUAUAUGGGCAAUAGUAUUUCUGACUCAUCUAUCCAAUUAUUUAAAAAUGAUUUCCUGAGGGGAGGAUUUUCAGUUUACAAGAAUGAUAAUUAUGAGGUUUCGUUCCACCACACAGUUCAACCUACAUACAACAAAUUUCGCAUUAUCAAGUACCUUAAGACGCAUGGGACACCUAGUGGGGAUAAAGAUUCGCAAAGUGAUAUAAAAGGCAACUUUCUUGGAGAAUUCCAGACGUCAGAUUUCUUACUUAGCUCAUCAAUACCCGUUAGGCUACGUCAUCCGUCCAUUCUUCGCGUUCACAAAGCUUGUUCUGAUGCACUUGAUAGCUUAUGUUUGGUAGUUGAAAACUCAGUUCCAUUCAAUGCUUUCGUUGUCAAUCCUACCAUGGACGACUUACUAGCUGGAUCUUAUAGUCUUCUUUCUGCUCUCAACUUCUUGCAUAAUACACUUGGACUUUCGCACAACAAUGUGGACACUACUAGCAUAUUUGUUGAUUCACAUAUGUGUUGGAAGUUAUGCGGUUUUGAGUUUGCUAUGGAGUUCAAGAAUAUGUCAGCUGACCACAUACGGAAGAUCGAAGCUUUAAAAGGGAAACAGGAUAUAAAAGUGGGUUACAAAAGUAUCUUUGACGCUUGUUAGGCUUUGAAUUUUGAUCCAGCAUACGCUUUCUGUUACGAUAUAUAUUGCUUUAGCCGAAUGAUUUGUGCGCUGACCGAGAUAGGCGUCGAAGGUUUUGUACUUUCUCACGCAUAAUUUUUCGUUUUUGUAGGUCCAUUCUAUCACCUCACUCAGGUUUUAGUAAAAUCGUGUAUGCACAGUUCUCCUAAAGCGCGUAUACCUUCUAAUCAUUUAUUAGCCCACCCAUCUUUUAAGAGUCCAUAUAUUUCUACACUGGAUUUUCUGGACACAUAUAUGAGUCGUAGUGAUGAAGAAAAGGAGGUAUUUUUCAGGUCAUUUACAGAAAAGAUAUUUAACAGGAUUUCAGAAGAGCUGUUUUGUCGCAGUAUUUUACCAAAAAUAUUUGAAAGUACCAUCUUCCUUGAUUAUCCAGCUGAAACCCUACUGGCACAAAUAUUUCAUUCUUGCGAAGAAAACCUCCAAGAGUCACCCAAACCCAAACUGAUUAUAUCUAUUCAAAACUUUCAGAAGUUUAUCAGUCCGUUAAUUGUUCAGAAAUUCAUGGUGAACGAAAGACAUACGCGUAUUUUAUUACUUCAGCACUUCACUGGUUAUUUGAAAACACUAACUGAUAGUGAUUUGUUAAAUGUGAUUUUACCACAAAUAUGCCAUGGUGUUUUUGAUAAGCAUAACACAUUAUCAGUUCUAAGUUUACAGGCGUUGGGCCUCCUUGCUAAUCGUUUAAACGCUACCGUUGUUUUAAAUCAUUUACGUCGUAUCGAAGAUAACUUGUGUAAAUCUGACAGUUUAUCUCAUAAUCCAAAUCAUAAAACGCACACUAGAAGUGAUAAUAAGUUAAUUACUUAUGUGUGGCCCCGUGGUAAUCUAUUUUACGAAGCUGCUCCAAAAAUUAAUCGAAAUACUCGUGAAAUUCCAAGUUGUGAGCAGAAAAAAAUUCAUGUUUCAAAUGGAGCUAACCUACCAUUGGCUCAAUUGGCCGUUUUUUCUCCGGAUUAUGAUCCAUCUAUGAACUCCUGUUUAGUAAACAAUCCUGUUAAUCUUUGUACUGAUUCUCGUCUAGCAGAUGAUGAUAUGCUCAAACUGUCUAGUACUUCGACGGCAGCCAAUAUUAUUACUUCUACUCUGACUACUACCCCCUUUAAUAUCGAUAAUAAUAACAAUAAUGAUCAUGAUAAUGGUUCCAAUCAGUGGGACGAAGUCGAACAUUUUCAAUACAACACUCAAAAUGCAUCUAAUGAAAAUACAAAAUCUAAUUCAUUUGAUAAACCUGCAUUAGACAAUCCAUCAUCAUCAUCAUCAAGCACGUUGAUUGUUGAUAGAAAAUCAUUGGCAUUUCCUGAAAACAAUUCUAAUUGUUUGAAUAAUUCUGUUGAAAUUUCCAACAAUGAGCGUGAAAUCGAUGCACUUCUAACAUUGAUGGAACCUAAAAUUGUACAGAAACCUUCUAUUCCAUUUUCCCCACUCAGAUAUACACUUGUACCUGAUGAAACAGAAAUCAAUCGAUUCAAUGAACUUUCAUUAGAACAGUCAACUGAUGGGGCAAGUGAAACCACCGGAUGGGAAGAUGCAUGGAAUACAGAAUUAUGAAUAUCAUUAAAAAAAAAACUAUUCUGCGACAGUUGUGCGCAGUUGUUGAUUUCAUUAUAUCUUUUAAAUUCGUUUUUCAAGUCUGUUCUCCAUUCUUUUUUUUUUAUAACCGUGUUAAAGCUGUGAUUUAUUUUUUAAUUGGUAUAUAUAUAGAUAUCUCUUAUUUCUUCGUUUAUAUUUUUUCUCUCCUUGGGGGUUCUUUUUAUUAGCUACUUAUGUAAUAUUUCUACUACGAUGUGAUAAACGGGUAUUUUAAAUCAUUCGAAUAAAACAUUUUAUACAUAGAUGUAUUCAUGUAUGUAUUUUACUAUUGGAAGCCAUUGUAAUUUUAUGCUCUAAAUAAUCAAUCCUCAGUUCUGUGUACAAAAGAUCAAUGAAAUUACUUUGUUUUUGAUGCAUA